AUUGUUUUCACACUUUCGUUCGACAAUUUUCCCUAAUUUAAGUGGAAAAUCGGUCCUUUUAGAAGUAGAAAAGUAGUGAAUUUUCAUCUUGAGUUCUUGUUUUACACGAAAAUAAUCGAGAACACGCCCAAUAACGACGAAAAGUGUUGAAAAGCUAUAAUUUCAAGGACACAACGUCCUAACCUAAAUUCGGAAAAGCCAUAAAUCAAGUAGGAAAAGUGCUGCAAAAAGGAUUGCCAAGCAAAAAAGGAUGUCUGCUGUGAUACGAAUCAAGCGUCACAUUGACGAGGAACCACUAAGUGCGUUCCUGUUGAACUGCAAGAAACGCAAAACCGAUACAGAGUCCGAGGAAGCAGCUGGCGGGAGUUCCAAAGAUGUCGAAACACAAAUUUUGAAAUUUUCAGGGACUUUAACAAAGGCUGAAGACAUUUCCGACCACAUUUUAAAAAUCUCGAAGGACGAAGCGAAAGAUCUCGUUUCCAAAACUGCCAGAACGCCCAAAAUCACAGAAAAAAAUCGUAACGAAGCCAAAUCACAGUCACAAAACAAUCGAUUCAAAAUUGUAAAUUGCACACGAGGCUUGGAACAAGCUUCGUCGUCAUCGUCAACGUCUGCUGCCACAAAGUCAUUAACUAUUCUCGAUGUCGAAAAGGAAGACAGUGACAAGAAAAUCGAUGCGAAAGAGAAUAACACACCGUCCGACGAAGAUAAGUUCGUUUUUGACGUGUAUGUGCCCGAAAAUCACUACAGCAACAACGAAUGCACGUCUUCAGAUAAUUUAUUGAACUUCGAUGACAUUAGCGUUGUCGAAUACGUUCAAGAUUUCUACAGCUAUCGAGAUGCUUCGAUGCCAGAUUCGGAAAACGACUCAGAAGACUCUAACGACGAGAAUAACUGGCGUAACGAUUAUCCAGACGAAGAUGAUAUGGCAGGAUAUGAUGACGAUUCAAGCAUUGGGGAGAAUGAUAUGCGUCGGGCGAUGGAUGAGUUCGAUAUUGAUGACGAUCGCGAACUCUCUUCCGAUGAAGACCUUUACGGAGAUGAAGAUGCGCACGAUGGUUUCGUUUAUUCCAUUGAUUCCGAUGCGAUUGGAUUCGAAGAUGACUUGGAUUAUUGCGAUGUGAAUCGUUAUGGCGAGGCUUAUGCACGUUACAAACGCCGAAUAUUGAAAAAUUCCGACAAUAAUUACUUACCAAAAAACUACUGCAAAGAAGAUGAAGAGAGCGAUAAUGGCAGCGAGUAUUCGGGAAGCGAUUAAAAAAACUUAAAAACAAUCAAAUCAGAGACAAUAAAACUUUUGCUCGCCGAUUAUUCUCAUAAAACAUCUAAUUACGGUGGUUUUUGCAUGUCUGUCUGUCUGUUUGUUCGAACGAGUGCCAAAGAGCAACUUAACAAAGUGAAAGUGCAUCGCGGCAGUUGAACAUAAAUCUGCAGUUCUGUGCACCAUAACACGACGAAAUUUAUGUUUAUCUCGACUUUACUACAGUUUUUUUUUCGUUCGACGUCGUUCGCAACUAAUAAUAAAGUUAUCGAUACAAUAAAAACGAAAAAAAAACAAGUAAGAAAGCCUUACGUGAUAGAAAAUUU
Molecule: messenger RNA, 1587 nt
Organism: Culicoides brevitarsis
Lineage: Eukaryota; Metazoa; Arthropoda; Insecta; Diptera; Ceratopogonidae
Gene: fs(2)ltoPP43
Product: probable RNA polymerase II nuclear localization protein SLC7A6OS
Exons: 4
Coding region: 251-1258 (335 amino acids)
Biological process (GO): developmental process
Source: RefSeq, a predicted model, not a curated record